This is a messenger RNA of Gossypium raimondii (Peruvian cotton), 3716 nucleotides long. RefSeq lists its product as uncharacterized. Bases 347 to 3523 code for a protein of 1058 amino acids. The transcript has 9 exons. Lineage: Eukaryota; Viridiplantae; Streptophyta; Magnoliopsida; Malvales; Malvaceae. The record is from RefSeq and is a predicted model, not a curated record.
UCUCUUUCCACCAGAGAGACUGUUACAACUUGCAAAUGGCUCUGUGAGGGACAGAGAGAGGGAAAGAGCUCUUCUUUAGAUCUGUUCUCUUUCAAGGCGUUUUUUGAUUCUGAGUUCUAGGCUCGGUCUUUGACUCAGUUCCACUCGAAUUGAACGAACUCGGUUCUGUUCAGUUGAACUCUAUGUGUGGACUGCUGUAACUGGCUCUGUUUUCCCCGGUGCGUGCUUGCAUUUUGGAUUGGAUUUCCGGCAUUGGAUCGAGAGAUCGAUUGAAUGACGGCUUGCCAGCUGGAUUUUCCGGACCUCAGGUGAGAGUCCGGGAAUCCCGGCGAUUUUUGCGGAGAAGAUGUUUAAGUCGGCGAGAUGGAGGAGCGACAAGAACAGGAGCAAAGCCGUCUUCAAGCUUCAGUUCCAUGCAACUCAAGUUACGCAGUUGAAUGUGCAAGCAUUGAUGAUAUCAGUGGUCCCUGGCGAUGGAGGAAAACCGAGAACAAAGCUAGAAAAGGCGACGGUUCUAGACGGUAACUGUCGGUGGGAAAAUCCAGUUUACGAGACCGUUAAAUUUGCUCGGGAUCCAAAGACUGGGAAGAUCAAUGAAAGAAUCUACCAUUUUAUUAUAUCAUCAGGAUUGGGAAAAGGAGGAGGUUUAGUUGGGGAAGCUUCAAUUGAUUUUGCUGCUUAUGCUGAUGCAAUUAAAAUUUCCACCGUUUCUCUUCCAUUUAAGAAUUCAAAUUCUAAAGCAAUUUUGCAUGUUUCAAUUCAGAGGCUGCAGGAAAAUGCUGAUCAAAGAGAGGUGGAAGAAAUUGAAAAUGCGAGCAUUGAAUCGCAAGAUAGGAGCUUGAAGGUCGAUGAAAACAUUAAGAACGAAUCCACUGAAGAUGUGACUUUCAGCAAAAUCACCCACAAUGUUGAAUUGCUUGGGAACUGUAGAGGAUCCAGUGGAUCUGAUAUUACCAUUUCAAGUUCUGAUAGCAUCUCUGGACUUAAUACUCCACAAGAACUUGGAAUGAGAAACAACAACAUCAACCAGGACCCUUAUCUGUCAUCUAUGAAUAGCACCUCAGUUAUUCCUAAAGCAACAUCAAUUACUUCCACAGCAAUCUACGAGGAAUGGUCAGCAGGGUCUGAUCUUGGAAUGAGUACUGAUGACUCAAACAGUUCUCAGGACACCUUUCCGCGAGAAAUUUCCCAACAUGGUUCAGAUAAUGAGAUUGAAAAGCUCAAGAAUGAGAUCAUUUCUUUGUCCAGACAAGUGGAUGUGUCGGAUUUGGAAUUACAGGCUCUUAGGAAACGAAUUGUAAAGGAGAGCAAAAGGGGGCAGGAUCUCUCGAGGGAAGUUGUUACUUUGAAAGGAGAGAGAGAUGCACUCAAAUUAGAGUGCAAGAAGCUGAAAGUCUGUGAGAAGCGAAUGGAUGAUGCAAAAGUGAAAAGCAGGCUGCAGAUUGAGAGUGGGGACCCCUGGGUUCUUGUUGAAGAAAUCAGACAAGAGUUGAAUCAUGAGAAGGCAUUGAAUUCCAGUCUUCAGUUACAAAUGCAGAAGACGCAGGAGUCAAAUGCUGAGUUAAUUCUUGCUGUACACAACUUAGAAGAAAUGCUGGAUGCGAAGAAUAUGGAGGCAUCCAAUCCACCCAAUAACAAAUCAGGAUCCCAUGUCAGUGCUGAAGAAUUGAGAGUAAUCAUCUCAGGAAAUCACACAGAUGACGAUGAUGAUGACGAGCAGAAGGAAUUGGAACAACUCGUUAAAGAAUAUAGAGACACCAAGGAAACCUCUGUACUUGAACAAAAGAUCAUGGACCUUCACAGAGAGAUGGAGGUCUACAAGAGAGAUAAAGAUGAUCUUGAGGCACAAAUGGAGCAGCUAGCACUUGACUAUGAGAUACUGAAGCAGGAAAAUCACAACAUCUCCUACAAACUAGAGCAAAGCCAACUGCAAGAUCAACUAAAUAUGCAGUACGAUUGCCCAUCUUCCUUUGCUAACAUAAAUGAACUCGAGGCCCGAAUAGAGUGCUUGGAAAGUGAACUCAACAAGAAGUCAAAAGAAUCCUCUGACUCUUUAACUACCAUAAACGAACUAGAAACCCACAUCAACAGCUUGGAGGAAGAGUUAGAGAAACAGGCACAAGUAUAUGAAAUGGAUCUAGAAUCUAUCAUACAAGCCAAAGUUGAGCAGGAGCAAAGAGCUAUCCGAGCAGAGGAAGCCUUGCGAAUGACAAGAUGGAAGAAUGCUAAUACAGCUGAAAGUCUGCAGGAGGAAUUUAGAAGGCUCUCUAUGCAGAUGGCCUUUACAUCUGAUGCAAAUCAAAAGGUGGCUACAAAAGCUCUGACUGAAGCUAGUGAACUACGCUUGCAGAAAAAUGAGCUGGAAGAACUACUCAAGAAAGCUAACGAAGAGCUGCAAUCAGUUAAGGAGGAUUAUCAGGCAAAACUCUGUUACUUUUUUAAUCAAGUGAAUUUAAAAUCAAAUCAGAUAGUGCAGAUGUUGAAGGAAAUUGAUGAUAAAUCAAAGCAGCUUGAACAUCAAAAGAAGCAUGAAGAAGAAGUUAGUGGGACUUUUUCCCAAGAGAUCCAGAACCUAAAAGCUGAGAUUGACAAGCUGACUACAGAAAAUAAAUGCCUUCGUGAACAAGCUCAACAGACAGAAAAGUUGACACUGGAGUUGGAUCACAUCAAAGCAUUUGCUGAAGAAAUUGAAGUGCAGAAUCAAAGAGGAAAUUUAGAAAGAAAUGAGCUGGUGAGUACAAUUGCUUUGAUGAGGGUUGAGAAAGAAGCUGCAGCUGAAUCCUUGCAAUCAGAGCUGGACACCCUCAAAAAACAAUGCACUGAAUUGAAGUGGUCGGUGUAUGAGGUUGAAGUAGAGAAAGAAAAACUCAGAAAGCAAGUAGUUGAAUUAAAGGAUGACCUUAAGAAGAAGGAAGAUGCUGUUACUACCAUGGAAAAGAAGCUGAAAGAGAGCAAUGAAAGAGCGGCAGUUUCUGAUGGAACAAAAACACCAUUAGAAGACGAUAAAUCUGCCAUGGUUCCUCUCAGUCCUAUAGAGGUUGCAAGCCUAAGGGAGAAAGUAAUGCUGCUUGAGGGACAAAUAAAGUCAAAGGAAACUGCUUUAGAAACGUCAACAAAUGUCUUCUUGGAAAUGGAGAAGGAUCUUCAGAAGAAAAUUGAUGAGUUAGAAAGCAGAGUAGAAGAACUCAGUGAGCGCAGCACCAGUUUCUGCAAAUGCCAACUCCAAAAGGUGUGUAAAUAUUCCGAGGAUACAUCAAAUGACAUUAUAUCAAUGCCUUUUGCGAAAAGCAAGUAUGACAGUUUGUCAGAGAAAGAACAGUCUAUUGUCGAUAAAGACGGUAACCAAGAUGAAUUGAUAGCUGAACUAGAAUCAUUAAGAGAAAGAAACAAAUCAAUGGAAAAUGAAUUGAAGGAUAUGCAAGAACGAUAUUCCGAGAUAAGCCUCAAAUUCGCGGAGGUAGAAGGUGCACGACAACAGCUUGUGAUGACUGUACGUACCCUAAAAAAUACCAAGAGGAGCUGAAACUUAAAAAGGUAAAAUCUUCCUAUACAAAAAAAAAAUGGAACGUAAAAUUGAACUAGUAGCUUGGUGUGCCCGCACGGAAAAAUUUAGGUGGUGACAGUUCCUAUUUUGAGUGAAUAAAUUAAAUUGUACAAAAAAAAAAAUGGACAGUUCCUUUUUAGUUUCCAAAUGUAGGUAAGUUUUCCUUUGAUUA